Clunio marinus is the source of this 1411-nucleotide messenger RNA. Lineage: Eukaryota; Metazoa; Arthropoda; Insecta; Diptera; Chironomidae. The record is from the annotation of a GenBank genome assembly.
AUUCAUUCAAAAACUUCCUUCAGAACGCGUCGUAGUAUUUAAAAAGAAACAUGUUUCUCGUGAAACAACUAAGAUAAAACGCGUUGUGUUAUUAAUAAUAGUAGUUUCUGAAGCGUGUGUAAUCAUAGAUUCUUUCAAACAUGAGAAUUCUCUUGAGUUAAAAGAAGGAAAAGUUUUGUGAUCAAUCUCGAAGAGAUUAAUGACCAAAGAAAAUGAUGUUAAGAUCACUUCAUCCUAUCAUUCUUAUAAUUUUGUUCUGUGAUCUUCGUUUUAUUGUGUCUACAACAGCAAUGUUAAUGAAUAAUGUGGCAACAAUUGAAAGGAAGCACCCAGAAGAAGCUUCUUUUGUAGAAUAUUUUAAGGAUCAUGAAGUGUCAGAGAAACAAGCACGAGAAAAUCUUCGUGGUUUAAAAGAAAAUGACUUUGCAACACCAGCAUAUUGCAAAGCAUGCAGUUUAGAACAUCGAAAGUAUUGUAUCUCGGAAAAUCUUCUCAAGGAUCAUUGUUGUUGUAAUCAGUCACAUAACAAAGGUGAGUUUAAUGACCUUCGUCAUUUGUAUUGAAACAACUUUAUUUCAUUCCACACACAUGUUUCAUCAAUGAAGAUCCUUGUUAUCCAUCAUUAGGAUCUUGUCUGACAGUCUCCGAGAUAAGAAACUGUUGCUGUGAUGCAAAACUUAAGAAGCAUUGGAAAUCGGUUCUUUCGGAUGCAAACACAAGCAGAUCGAGUAAACAUUUGUCGAUUAUUCUGGCGAUUUCACUCAUUGUUUAUGGCCAUUGAAUAGACUCCAGCUUGACCAAGUGCCUGCAAACGACGCAUGACUCCCGAAACACUCACUACAUAAAUGGUUCAUUUAUUUUUAAAUAUAUUUUUCUAAACAAAAACGCUUCGCAUGCUUGCGAUGAUGAACACAUUUUGCAAUUUUUCACGUACGAACUAAAUAGUCAUUAUUUUUGGGAGUAAAGAGUUGUGCAACAGAAAAUGUAUAGAUAUGUAUUUAGAGAAACCAAAGUACUAAGUAUAUUUUAAAAUAAUAAACAAAAUUUUAAGAAAUUUAAGAAAAAAAAUCUAAGUUUUGAAUUCGAUGGCAAAAUGUUUGAGAGUCUUUCUUUGAAAAUGUUAGAAAAGGUUUGAGAAACUGUCCAUCAAUAUAAAUAAAAACUUUGAAAUAGUUUUGAGACUCGCUGGUGUUAUUUAUAAGUUUAUCAAUCAAGUCAAGUAGCUUAGUGACGCUAAAAAAAGAUGUUUAAUGAUAAAAUUUGAAAACGAACACAUGCAGUUAAAAUCGAAUAAAGAUUUGGUUUAAACAGAACUUUGUAACUUUGUCUCGUGCAAAGUGCAACCGUCUGUCUGGAUCAGAUCACCACCCACAUGUGUUAAUAAAUGAAAAUAAAGAAAAUUAUCCAAAAG